AUGCAACAAAGAAAAUUAAAGGCCAUAAAUUCCAACCUGAUAUCUUUUGAUUAUAAGCUGGCGUCUGUUGUUUCGAGCUUACGCGACUUGAUGGAGAGAGAGAAAGAGACUAAACUUGUUUGUGUGACGGUAAAACUGGCUAGAGGGAGGUUUACAGAGCGAAACGGCAGUACUCGGGAGAAACUGGAAAGCCCGGCGGGGUGGAUUGUUGCUCUUCGAAAUGUGAUCAGAAAUAAAUGA
Messenger RNA from Dovyalis caffra, 240 nucleotides. The record is from the annotation of a GenBank genome assembly. NCBI's taxonomy places the organism in Eukaryota, Viridiplantae, Streptophyta, Magnoliopsida, Malpighiales, Salicaceae.